UGUUGAGGUGGAGUUUGAGACUUGAAGAGAGAGAGAGAGAGAGAGAGAGAGACGGAGAGAUUCAUAAACGGUUUAAUGCGCGCGUUCACAUCAACGAUCUCAGUUCUGCGAAUGUCUCAUGUGUGAGUUUAAUCAGAUUAUCCUGAAGAAAACGAGUUUACUCAGCGUACGAUAUAUCGUAGUCUUCCGCGCGUCAUCUUCAGAUCUCCUCAGCUGGAAGACACAAACAUGAGCCGAAAAGCGAAACAAACGCCAUCGUGUCUUCUGUGUCUUUUGCUGGUGUCCAGUGUUUGUGCUGUAGAGGCCGAGUACUCAAACUGUGGUGAAAAUGAGUUUUACAAUCACACAAGUAACAGCUGUCGGCCGUGUCCACAGUGUCAACCGGGACAAGAGCCGUACAUGAACUGCGGUUAUGGUACGAAGGAUGAAGAUUAUUCCUGUAUCCCGUGUCCUGCGGGGAAAUUCUCUAAAGGCAAAUAUGAGAUCUGUCGUCGACAUAAAGACUGUGAUUCUCUGUACCGAGCCACGAUAUUAACAGCAGGGACUUUAGAGAGCGAUGCCGAGUGUGGACCGUGUUUACCAGGAUACUACAUUUUAGAAAACAGACCACGUAACAUCUACGGCAUGGUGUGUCAUUCCUGUCAGAACGCUCCCAAAAACAUCAAAGACUGUAUGAAAUCUACAGCUGUGUCAUCAGGUCGAGUUCCCAGUGUGUCAUCCAGCAUCACCACUAUUCUCCCUCAUCCAGAGAAAGAUCCAACGGGUCAAGGUCACCUAGCAACGGCUCUCAUUAUCGCCAUGUCAACCAUUUUCAUCAUGGCCAUCGCUAUAGUGAUGAUCAUUAUGUUUUACAUCCUAAAAGCUAAGCCGAACGGGCAAGCCUGCUGUUCUGGACAAAUCAUAAAGACAGCAGACGUCCAAACAAACAAACAGGAGGAGAAGAAAGAGGUUCAAGAAAGCGUGGUGAUAUUUGCAGAGAAGGAGGAAUUUGACAAGCUCAAGUCUUCACCUCCAAAACCAGCGAAGAGUGAAAAUGAUGCAUCGUCAGAGAACGAGCAGCUGUUGAGUCGCAGCAUUGACAGCGAUGAGGAAGCGGCUCAAGACAAACAGACAGCAGCCGAUCUCUGUCUAAUGUCACUGGUGCAUCUGACCCGAGAGAAAACAUCUUCAACAAACACCAUACACAACACCAGUAACACCAACAACACCAUCAGCAGUAGAGCCACUGGGAUUCACAGCAGAAGGAAAAAAAUCUUGGACUUGUACACAAAAGCCUGCAGUGUUGCAGAGGGUCUGAGUCCUACCGAGUUGCCCUUUGACUGUUUGGAGCGCACCAGCCGGAUGCUCAGCACCACCUACAGUACGGACAAAGCCGUAGUAAAGACCUGGAGACAUCUGGCAGAGAGUUUCGGACUGAAGCGCGACGAGAUCGGAGGAAUGAGCGACGGCAUGCAGCUCUUUGACCGAGUGAGCACGGCGGGUUACAGCAUCCCCGAUCUGCUGACACGUCUGGUACAGAUCGAAAGACUGGACGCCGUGGAGGUUCUCUGCUUCGAUAUUCUAGGCGGACCCGAGAAUGGCGUCCCUCCAUCCAGCCAUCAUCCCACUUUAUCUUCUCGCUGUGCGAGCGUGUGAGACUCGAGAACGUCCUUAACCACAACGGCGUGAAGAAAUUCUCCUCUGGAUGAACAUCUGAGAUCAUGUUGAGGAGGAUCUUCUCUCAGACAGACGUGUGCGUGUUAUUGGUGCGGGACAGAGAUGAUGUAUGAUCUCAAGUUGUGUUCAUGUCUGUAGAAGAGAUGUUCAACACAUUUCUGCAGCAUUGAUGACUGAGGAUGUCUUUGAGGUUCAAGACAAUACUGCCGAGACUGAGCUCAUUUUUAUAGUUACCUGAAUAAUAAAAUGUAGUUCUGAGGUUUGUCAUGGACACGUAUACGUAUAACUGGACUGUGAAUGAUGUGUUAGUGUCUGUAUUCAUAUGUAAAGUGUGUGUUUCUUACAAUGACUCUCAGGAUACUGACAUGAACUCUUACACUGAGUUUAUUUAUAACCAUUUUUUACACUUACACUGAGUUAAGGUGAAUAUUCUGCUAACAGAUAUAAAUAGAAUAUGAACUGC
Molecule: messenger RNA, 2119 nt
Organism: Misgurnus anguillicaudatus (oriental weatherfish)
Lineage: Eukaryota; Metazoa; Chordata; Actinopteri; Cypriniformes; Cobitidae
Source: RefSeq, a predicted model, not a curated record